This is a messenger RNA of Coccomyxa subellipsoidea C-169, 1032 nucleotides long. RefSeq names its product Aldo/keto reductase. The transcript is spliced from 8 exons. The record is from RefSeq and is a predicted model, not a curated record. The coding region runs from base 1 to 1032 and encodes 343 amino acids. NCBI's taxonomy places the organism in Eukaryota, Viridiplantae, Chlorophyta, Trebouxiophyceae, Coccomyxaceae. Gene Ontology annotation, cellular component: cytoplasm.
AUGUCCGAACUUGAAUGCUACUUCACACUUCUAUCUGAAAGAAAGCCACCUGCAUGUGCAGGCCUGAAGGUUUCUUCGAUGGGCAUUGGUGCUUGGAGCUUUGGGGACAGAACAGGCUACUGGGCAAACAACUUUGGCGCAUACAAAGCACUCGUUGAAGAGGGCAUUACUUUUGUCGACACUGCAGAGGUGUAUGGCUUUGGCAAUUCGGAGGAGUUUUUGGGCGAGUUCAUGAAAAGCACCAACACCAAGCCAGUCAUUGCCACCAAGUUUGCUCCCCUGCCAUGGCGGUUCACAUCCAAGUCUGUGGUGUCUGCAUGCCGGGCAAGCUUGGAGCGGUUGGGGAUAGAGAAGGCGGGCCUCUACAUGCAGCACUGGCCGGGCAUAUUGACCAACGGCCCCUUUAAUGAUGCAUUUGUAGAGGGGCUCGGGGAUUGCGCCAAUCUUGGCCUCACACAGGCGGUCGGCGUUUCCAACUUCUCUGCCGAGCGCGUACGGCGCGCCAGCAGCAUCCUGCAGGCACAUGGAGUGCCGCUCGCAUCCAACCAGGUCCAGUACUCUCUGCUGUACCGCGUGCCAGAGGUGAAUGGAGUGGCGGAUGCUGUUCGGAAGGCUGGAGCGACACUUGUUGCCUACAGCCCCUUAGCGCAGGGCCUCCUCACAGGGAAGUACACAAAGGACAACCUGCCCACAGGUCCUCGAGGGAUCACCAUCACUGCGGACAGAGUGGCCGAAGUUCAGCCGCUGCUACCACCCUCCAGGAGACUCCUUCAGGACCCUGCCUGUGAUGCUGCACCCGUGGCCAUCAAUUGGACGCUGUGUAAGGGCGCUUUGCCGAUUCCAGGAGCCAAGAACGCGAGACAAGUGAGGGAGGCUGCAGGUGCUCUAGGGUGGCGGCUCACUGCAGACGAGGUGCGGUGCCACUUCAAUUGGAGAAGACUUCGUACACAGUACACAUGUCCUUGUAGAGCACAUUCUAUGGCCCAGUUCAUCACCUCUAAGCCGUUACCUGGUGACCUGUACCAGACCUAG